AAGGAGAGCGAGAGAGUCAAUGCUCUUUCGAAAUAUCUACCCGUCAAAUUAACACCUUCCCAAAGGUUGUCACCUCUCUCUCCUACCUGCUUACUAGCAAAGGGAGGAGAUAAGUCAAAGCUCCCCUUAGAGAUAGGACUAUUCACAACCUCUCUACCUGAAAUCUGAUUGCUCGACUAGCUGCGUAUGAUAGUCACGUCUGAGACUAUUCAUGCUAAAAGGAGCAAGAAUCCAACGCCCUUGACAACCGUUAGACUUCACUGAUGUCAUCAUCAGCAAGACCAGGCAGUACAAGGAGCAGGAGAAUAAAAUCUGCUACUGCUAGGAUGAUAACACCUCCGGAUCCUAAUUACCUCAUCAUUAAACCUUCCCCUAAACAGGAAAGCGUUAAAGAGAAACGAAUUGACUCAGCCAAACUCAACCGCGAGAAGAACGAGUCGUCAAAGAAAGUAUUUCCACAGCCAACCUCACAAGACAAGACAAAGGAGAGAUACAGGAGCAUUUAUAAUAAGGACUUUGAAGGAUCUUACACAACACCGUUAGAACCACGUCCUACGUCACCUACUAGAAGAAACAAUCCACAUCCAAGCCAGCAAUUUAUGGUAUGGAGGGUACCAACAAGAGAGAUUGGGGCACAGUUCAGGCCAGGCAGUUCUAUGGGUGGGCCUGUUAGAGAUGAUGAAAGUGAGUUUGAUGACAUGGAGAGCUUGUAUGAGCGUUACAAGAUGCCAUUACCUCAGCCUUCAAGCAUGGACUAUGGAGCUUACCUGAGGGAAAUGAGACAAAAGCAAGCAUUACAACAGCAGCAGCAAAUGCUCCAGCAACAACAAAUGCAGCAAUUUGUAGGAGAUAGGGUUCCCUCUAGGCUCUCACAGAGAGGAGGAGACUAUGACCCAUACAGAGGUCCAAGACAAGGGCAGCAUAUACUGAGCAGGACUGUCAAAGAAUCCAAUCAAGACAAUCUCAUGGAAUGGCUUAAAACGGCAUCUCCUGAAGAGCAAGGCACUAUUUUGAGGAUGCUGAAAGAAGCUGAAGAAGGUCAAGCAAAGCAGGCCAUCAGUCAGGUCAUGAAGCCUGGAGCUGCCAAAGCUGCAUCAGAAUGGCUCUCCAAAGCAGACCAAAAUGAGAGAGAGGUUGCUGUCAGACUCUUUAGUUCUCUUGGUAGCAGAUCUGGCCCUAGACAAAGGUCAAUCUCAGAACCAGGCUUGAGGCCACUCUCACGUCGCAAAUCACUUCCAAACCCACCAAGGAACAUAGAUCCUGCUGAACAGCAGCUCACUUCUCCAACGGUUGAGGGAAAGCCAUGGCCCAAGUCACUCUGGCACCAUCUGCCUGUCCGUGAUGCACCGCCAAGAGUGUAUCACAGAGGAUCAUUGUUUGGUAAAGCAACUGGCGGUGCAUCUCAUUACACCAUUCACCCAGAGUGGCCUGAUUAUCAGCAGUCUGGGUUCAACUCUGAUGCUGUACACUGAAACAAAACAAUAUAUGCACAUCAUACACUAUACAUUACACAUGAAAAACAUUAAUAUACUAAUAACUUAAAAUGCACAAACAAGCAAUGACAUAUACCUUUACUACUAUUAUGCAUGUUAAUUAUAAUAGCCAUAUUUUAAUAUUUAGUGUCA
Amphimedon queenslandica is the source of this 1625-nucleotide messenger RNA. RefSeq lists its product as uncharacterized. The coding region runs from base 264 to 1472 and encodes 402 amino acids. NCBI's taxonomy places the organism in Eukaryota, Metazoa, Porifera, Demospongiae, Haplosclerida, Niphatidae. The record is from RefSeq and is a predicted model, not a curated record. The transcript is spliced from 9 exons.